This is a messenger RNA of Cyphellophora europaea CBS 101466, 3921 nucleotides long. RefSeq lists its product as uncharacterized. Gene Ontology annotation, molecular function: protein binding. Gene Ontology annotation, cellular component: late endosome; HOPS complex. Lineage: Eukaryota; Fungi; Ascomycota; Eurotiomycetes; Chaetothyriales; Cyphellophoraceae. Bases 1 to 3921 code for a protein of 1306 amino acids. The record is from RefSeq and is a predicted model, not a curated record. Gene Ontology annotation, biological process: macroautophagy; protein targeting to vacuole; endosomal vesicle fusion. The transcript has 2 exons.
AUGGCGGUGGGGGAGGGCUCUUCAAGCCCAGAAGAUGGCAUAAAAUCCACCAGCCAAGAAGAUGGUCCCGCCGAACCGAAGUCGCCCAGCAGCAAUGAGUCUGAUGGCAACGAUGAUGAAGAGGAAGAAGAGGAGCCGCGCUUGAAGUAUGCAAACCUGACCAAGAACUUGGGCUCGCUAUAUCGAGGUGGCGAUGCGGCGAGCUCAUUCUUCGUCGCCGGCGAGAAGCUCAUCAUCGGUACCGACAAUGGUAGCGUCAACGUCUUGACUCUCCCCACCCUCGAUGUCCUGAAGCGCUAUCAGGCGCACACUGCCGCGGUCCUGUCUAUCUCAAUAUCGCCAUACCCUCCGCCUCUGCCUACGUUGAAGCUCGAUGCGACACAGCGAUUAGUAUCCGAGGCCGCACAGCAAGAGAGGGAGGCAUCCCCCGCGAGACAGUCGCCUACUGGCAAGGACAGUCCUCGGCAAAUUCCUGUCCCACAAACGCCUGCAAACCAGAUAUACAUUGCCUCCUCGUCGCAAGAUGGCAACGUCUGCAUUCAGUCUCUCGUGGAUGCAAAGGACGUUCAAGUCCGAAACUUUGCUCGCCCCGUGCAGUCCGUUGCUUUAUCGCCCGAAUACAAGUCCGAUCGGAGCUACCUCUCAGGUGGCCGUGCUGGAAGUCUCAUUCUGACAGUAGGUGGUCAGAUUGGCCAGAAGACGAAUGCUACGACCACAGGGACUGCUGCCGCUGCCUCAGGAUGGCUCGGAUCUAUGGGACUUGGGUCAAAUUCUGGGUCCGACAAAGUCUUGCACAGUGGAGAAGGCAUUAUCAGCACCAUUCGAUGGUCACUCUCUGGCAAGUUCGUGCUCUGGGUCAACGAGCAGGGCAUCAAAAUCAUGAGGUCCAACCUACACCUAAGUAGUGCUCAGUCAGGACUCGAGUGGAAACGGAUCAGUCACAUUGAUCGGCCCGACAGGCCUGCCUGGGAAGACAUGGCAGGGUUUUGGCGAGCAAGAGUUGAGUGGAUUGACAAGAACAAUCUUGAAUCCGACAACAGAGAUACUCAAUCUGACCUGAAAGCGCCUUCUCCAGCUAAUGGAGGCCUUGCGGCAAGCUCCGAAGAAGUGCUCGUUGGCUGGGGUGACAGUGUUUGGAUGAUUCGAGUUCUUCCGGGCGAUGAGCAAGCUCUCAAGCUCUCGAGCGAGAGUAAGCCUCGAGCCGAGGUCACCACGAUUAUACGAUUUGACGACUGUACAAUAUCUGGAGUUUCGUUAUAUACCCCGUCUACGCUUUUAGUCCUGGCAUAUCUCGAGAAGAAGCAAUCCGCAAAGGCCACUGAUUCAUCAAACGGCGCAAAGAAGGGACGACGGAAGCGCAAUGCUUUGGAACCAGAGCUCCGACUCAUUGACAUCCACACUAAAGAAGAGAUCGACUCUGAUACCCUUACCAUGAGCAGAUUCGAGACUUUGACCUCGCCUGACUACCAUCUGAGUAUCCUACCGCCAAUGCGAGUUCCGGCUGGCCUCGCUCAGAGAGGUUAUCUUGGUCAGAUCGGCGGUGCCAUUGGUACUGGGAUGACGACUGUCGGCUCGGGCCUGUACACCGGCGUGGAGACUGUUGGCCAGGGGGUGUGGGACGCCACCAUGUAUGGUCCACGGAAGCUAGGCGCCAACAGGCUGUUCAGUACGGGCGACAGCAUACGCAGCGGUCGACCAGAUUCGGACAAACAACUCAGUGGCAAAGAGCAACGCAAUUAUUUGACCGGGUGGCUUCCCGGAUUUGGAUCCCUCGCAGGCCAACAGGAUGAGGAGGCCAGGGACGUUGCACAGACCAGGGGAAUGAAAAUAUUCCUCUUCAGUCCAUUUGACUGCAUUGUCGCUGUCAGAAGAAAUUUGGCAGACAGACUCCAGUGGCUAGUCAGUAUGGAGCGCUACGAGCAAGCUUGGAAGCUCUUGGACGAGCAUCCUGAAGCGGCCGGCGCCAUUUCAGAGCCCUCCGAUUCGAAUCCAGAAACUCCUUCGAAGGCAAGUUCUAUUGCCAAGUCAGGUUCGGUGACCAGUGGACCGUCUGCACAAGGGCGACAGCACGCCAGUCUGGCGGAGUUCUUCGCCGAUAACACAUCGAUGACCAGCACUGUGAAGGGGAAAUCAGAGAAAUAUUCUGCCACCGAAAAAGAGAAGCGAAGAAUCGGCGAAUUGUGGCUUAAACAGCUUGUGGCAGCCAAGCAGUGGGUAGAAGCAGGAGAGGUUGCAGGCAAAGCGCUCAACACAACAACGCGAUGGGAACACUGGGUGUGGAUCUUUAUCAAGAACCAGAAGUUUGAUGAGAUUUCGCCGUAUGUUCCGACUCUCGACCUUACGCCACCACUUCCGUCACUUGUCUUCGAAAUUAUUCUCGGCCACUACGUUGCGAUUGAUAGACAGCGCUUCAGAGAGCUUCUCGACCAGUGGCCGUCUGAUAUCUUCGACAUCAGCAGCAUCAGCACUGCUAUUGAAGGACAACUCGCCUCCGUCGAGCAAGGCUCCGAGGAUAGUCGCAUACUUCAAGAAUGCCUGGCUAAGCUCUUCCUCGCCGAUGGCCAGUACGACGAGGCCUUGCGAUGCUAUAUCCGCCUCCAGGAUGCCGAUACUGCUUUGACCCUGAUUAAGGAUCACCACCUUAUCGAAGCGAUCACCGAUGACAUCCCCGCAUUUGUUCAACUGCGGGUCUCGGCGCAGCAAUUGAAGUCAGCUCCUCGGGAAGAGCUCGAGGACCUGGCUUCGGAGCCUAUCAAGCUCCUGGUUGAUGAGGCUGAGCAUGGUGUCGUUGAUCCCGCAUCGGUCGUUGAACAACUGGAUGCCGCCGAUCUCUCCGUCUUUCUGUACUUCUACCUCCGCGGCCUCUGGCUGGGUGAGGGAAGCGGGUCCAAAGCGCCCAGUACUCCUCUUCGGGGUCACCAUGGCCGACUCAACAGCCUCGCCGCGGACGCUGGGAAGAUCAUCGUCGAGCAAUUUGCGGACAAAGCAGUGUCCCUCUUCGCUGAAUAUGACCGACCUUUACUCUCCGACUUCCUGCACGCCUCGACUGCCUACACGUUCGAUCUUGCUGUCAAGACUUGUGAGCAACUCCAUUACGUGCCUGAACUAGUCUUCCUCCUCUCCAAGACAGGGCAGAUGAAAAAGGCACUGUUUCUCAUCAUCGACGAACUCAACGACGUCAAAGCAGCCAUCGACUUUGCCAAGGAACAGGACGACAAAGACCUCUGGGACGACUUUCUGGAGUACAGCAUGUCACGUCCACGCUUCAUCUCUGGCCUCCUCAGCGAAGUCGGCAUGGCGAUUGACCCAAUCACACUCGUGAAGCGCAUCCCCAGUGGCCUUGAGAUUCAGGGCCUGAAAGACGGCCUCAAGAAGAUGAUUCGCGAAUACGAUUUGCAAGACAGCAUCUCCAGCGGCGUGGCACAGGUGCUGGCUAGCGAAGUCGCUGUGAGAAUGCAGACCCUGCGUCAAGGGCGACGUAAGGGCAUUAAAUUCGAAGUCCCUCUAACGCCAAAGAAGGAGGCUGCGUUGAGCGAAUCACAAACACCAAGUGAGCAGGGUACUGCUACGCCAGGACAGAAAACGGAACAGCAGCGUGGUGAGCUAGGUCAUUGCGCCUCCUGCCACCGUCCGUUUCGGCCCGAAGGCGAGAAAGAGACCCUCGUCGGCUUCGCGUGUGGUCACGUCUACCAUGUCUCGCACCUGCUGCAUGGCCCAGACGCCGAGGGCGAGGGCCCCAGCUACCUGCCAGGUCUGCAUAAGGGGAGAGACGGAGAACAUGACGAGGACGAGGAUAGAGGCUUCACACGGAGCGUCGGUCCCAAGGUCACGAACGCAAGGUUACUCCGGGAGAAGAUCGCGCUGGUCGGCGGGUGUGCGGUCUGCAAAGAUCAGAGGGCGAGGGUCCGCGAGGUCGAAUAG